CGGACAUCAUCAUCAUCCACACAGGAGGAAAGGUUUCUUCAACGCACGAAGGUCACCGCUGACUCAUUCCCCUCCCGAACCUCUCUCCACUCAACGGCAGAAUGAGUUACGUCGCUAAGGGCGAGAAGGAAUACGACGCCGCGGGAGCUGAGCCCGCUCCAAAAAUCCACAAAAUCCGUAUCACCUUGACCAGUAGCAAUGUCAAGAACCUGGAGAAGUUUUCAGCUGAACUCAUCAAUCGGGCAAAGGACAAGAAUCUACGUGUCAAAGGUCCCGUUCGCCUUCCUACUAAAGUAUUGAAGAUCACGACCCGUAAAUCCCCCUGUGGUGAAGGUUCAAAGACAUGGGACCGCUACGAACUCAAAGUCCACAAACGUCUGAUCGAUUUGCACUCUUCCAGCGAAAUUGUCAAGCAGAUCACCUCCAUCAGCUUGGAACCUGGUGUCGAAGUUGAAGUUACGAUAUCUGGGUAAUGCUUCGAUGUAGUCAUACGAUCAUACUCGUUGUUAUAUUCAGAACCAGCCGUCCUGCCGCUCAUCUAAAUAUUAAGUCUGAAUUAGAUUAGCAGCGAACAUGAAAGCUAAUGAAAGGCAGUAAAGAAAACAAAGCAGCUACAUGUAGACAGCAUAAGAUCCAAUGACCGGUCGGUGGUCGCUGCGCGCUUCUAAACGACGCAUGCCCCUGUCAUCGAGGCUAUCGUAACUAAGGCAGACAACUUCCCCUCUAGCAAACUGAGGAGUCCAAUUGUCCUGUGUGGCUUGUGUAGCUACAGUCUGGGAGGUGUCUCUUCUGAAUGGGAAGAAUCGCCAUCGAGUGGAAGCAGGCGGUGUUGGCGUAGGGUCCUUGUAAAGAUACGGCUCAGUGUGUUCGUCAGCAGUGUGAGCAGGCGGAAAAC
This is a messenger RNA of Pisolithus orientalis, 895 nucleotides long. RefSeq names its product ribosomal protein S10p/S20e-domain-containing protein. Gene Ontology annotation, biological process: translation. The coding region runs from base 102 to 473 and encodes 123 amino acids. Lineage: Eukaryota; Fungi; Basidiomycota; Agaricomycetes; Boletales; Pisolithaceae. The transcript is spliced from 4 exons. Gene Ontology annotation, cellular component: cytosolic small ribosomal subunit; ribosome. The record is from RefSeq and is a predicted model, not a curated record. Gene Ontology annotation, molecular function: structural constituent of ribosome; RNA binding.